AAAAAAAUACGGUAAAAAAAAUUUCUUUUUUAAAUAAAAUGCAGUAAAAAAAAUUUUCUUUUUUUUUUUGUAAGUAAAACGAAUUUUAAAAAUAAACCAAUGGGAACCGAAAUUAAUAAUUUAAAUUGUUUGUAUUGUAAUAAAUUUUUUUAUGAAGAAUUAUGGUGUAGAGAAUGUGACCCACAAAGAUUAAUGCAAGGAUGGACCAGUGGAAAUCCGAUUAUUGAUAAGUGUAUAAAAGAUACUAUGUAUAAAGCAGCAUUGGAUAUGUAUCUUGAAUGGGUACCAUUUGAUAAAUUUACAGAUAUAGAAAAAAUUGGUCAAGGUGGAUUUUCCGAAGUAUAUUCUGCAACAUGGCUUACUGUUAGACCAUUAAUAUUUUAUUAUGGUAAAACUUUUAAGGUCGUUUUGAAAAAGUUAAAUGGAUCACGGAACAUAUCAGAUAGAUAUAUAACCGAACUUUUUUUACAUUGGAACUUAUAUAAACAUACUGGUUUACGUUUUUUUGGAUUAACAAAAGACCCGGAAACUAAUGAUUUUAUGAUGAUUAUGCAAUAUGCCGAAUAUGGAAGUUUGAAACAACAUCUUUCAAAUAAUUUUAAUAAUAUUUUAUGGAAAGAUAAAGUUGAAAUAUUAUUUUUUAUGUCACUUAGGUUGGGCUGUGUACAUGAUUUAGGAUAUUUUCAUAAAGAUUUACAUAGUGGAAAUGUCCUACAAUAUAAUGAAUCUGGGAUACGACUUCCUAAGGCUUCUAUUUCAGACUUUGGAUUAUGUGGACCAGCAAACGAACAGAACCCAGAUAAUAAAGUAUAUGGAGUAUUGCCAUAUGUUGCUCCAGAAGUCUUGAACAAAGAACCAUUUACAACAUCUGCCGAUGUUUACAGUUUUGGCGUAAUUAUGGCUGAAUUAUCCUCCGGAAAACCACCUUUUCACAAUAAAAGACAUGAUUUUAAUUUAGCGUUAGCCAUAUGUGAUGGACAUAGGCCAGAGUUUGGAAGAGGAACUCCUGAAUUUUAUAAAAAAUUAGCUUAUAAAUGUAUGAAUGCUAAUCCAAAUGAAAGACCAACAACUCAAGAAUUAUUUGAUAUAAUUAAUAUUUGGCGUUAUUCUAUGAGUACUAAUAGGUUAUAUUAUGGUCGUGAGUUUGAAAAAUUUGAUAAUAUAAAAGAAGUACUUAAAGCAGAUUUUGAAAAAGCUAAUGAAGAAAUACCAAACAUUUCAACUUCAUUUGAAACGGAUCCUGAUGCUGUUUAUACAAGUAGAGAAUUAACAUUUGACAAUCCUUUACCAAGGCCUGUUAAUUCGUCAAUUAUUACUUCUUAUAUUAAUAAUGAUAAAAUUCGCGGCUCUCAAAUGUUGGAAUUAUCUAUAACUCAACAAAUUUAAGUGAUGAUAGAAUUGAUGAUAAAAAUUAAGUGGAAUGAUUCAAUGAAUUGAAUAUUCAGAUUUUAUUCUAUAAUUUUUCUUAUUUUUAUAUUUAUUUUAUUUUAUUUUAUUUCUCUUAUCUUUAUUAUUUUAAAAAUUUCAAUUUAAUUGUAACAAUGAUUAUUUUAUAAUAAAUAUUUGGC
Molecule: messenger RNA, 1568 nt
Organism: Rhizophagus irregularis DAOM 181602=DAOM 197198
Lineage: Eukaryota; Fungi; Glomeromycota; Glomeromycetes; Glomerales; Glomeraceae
Biological process (GO): signal transduction; protein phosphorylation
Cellular component (GO): cytoplasm
Molecular function (GO): protein kinase activity; ATP binding
Source: RefSeq, a predicted model, not a curated record